Messenger RNA from Metopolophium dirhodum (rose-grain aphid), 1423 nucleotides. Its product is annotated as gustatory receptor for sugar taste 64f-like. Bases 23 to 592 code for a protein of 189 amino acids. Lineage: Eukaryota; Metazoa; Arthropoda; Insecta; Hemiptera; Aphididae. Gene Ontology annotation, molecular function: taste receptor activity. The record is from RefSeq and is a predicted model, not a curated record. Gene Ontology annotation, biological process: detection of chemical stimulus involved in sensory perception of taste; sensory perception of chemical stimulus. Gene Ontology annotation, cellular component: membrane. The transcript is spliced from 3 exons.
CUUUGGUGGGUCAGCCGUCACUAUGGCGUUGCUCAUUAACUUGUCGACCAACUGGUGCAAUCUACUUAACAAAUGGGAACAAGUAGAGGGGUACUUCGGCCACCAAAAGAAUUUGAAGUUGAAAUUCACUCUCAUAUCCAUUUUGUGUAUCAUUUUUUCGAUGGUGGAACAUUUGAGCUACUUGUUGACAGGUAUCAUAACGACGGAACGGGAGAAUUCUCACGAAGUAUUCGAAAUUUACGUGUUGAAAAUGUUCCCACAAGUAUUCACUGUAAUUACAUACAACACGUGGAUAGCAGUAUUGGUGUUAGUAAUCAAUUCCGUGUCGACUCUCACCCUCUGUUUCUCGGAUCAGAUCAUCAUCAUGGGCAGUUUAGCGCUGGGAAAUUACUUUCAGAUAUUCAAUGACCGCAUGAAAACACACAAAGGCAAGACAUUGACGCCAGACCAGUGGAAGACAUUGAGAGUGGACUACACGCGACUGUGCAAUUUGACCAGACUGUUGAACGACUGCUUGUGUCAUUUGCUGUGCGUGUCUUUGAUAAUACAUCUGUACAUCAUAUGCGUAGAACUGCACCAGGGCGUCGUGUAAGGAUGUUUUUUUUUUUUUAUAUUUUAGUGUUUAGUUAAUACGCGCAUAUUAUUUAUAAAGAUAUUUAAGGAAGUUAUAAACGGACUGUUUUCAUUCCGACGAUAUUGCAGAUCGAUCAAAUAAUUGCACAACAAGGAAUUCGAGAACAGGUUUAAAUUCGUGCGUUUCGCCAGCUCCUAAGUAUUUUUAUAAAUUGUAAUAAUGUACAGGUUUAUAACUUAUUAGUUAUUAUAUACAAAUUAAAAUAUCAUAAAAUAACCAACGUAGGGACACAGGUAUGAUAAUAGGUGAAUUCAAUCUAAUAUUAAAAGUAAUAACACAUGGUUAGGUCUGCUAAAUGUAAAUUUGCCAUGUUGCGCGUGGGUCAGCGAGACAAAACAAAUGGUGCGCUGACAUCCUCAUCUGACAUUCCGAUAUAAUUUGAAUGUUUGAUUACUGGUUACCUAUGUAUAGCCAUUUAUAGGUACAUAUUUGUGAUACACUAAAUAAUAGUAUAUAUAUUAUAGUUUAUCAUACCUUUAUAAUCGCGUAAUCAAAUAAAUUCUAUCACUACCCAUUUUUAUUUAUAAAAAUAUUUAUAUUAAAAAUUAUUGGUUUUAAACAAAAAAGUUCAAAUAGGAAACAAUUUAAUACAUAUUCAAAAAUACAAAUACUAUAAAUUACAAGAGUGUUCACGCUUUUAUUAUUUCUACAUAUUAUAAUUAAAUCAUCAUUAUUACAAUAUCUAUAAUAUAAAAAUUGAAAAAAAACUAAAAUAAAACUGACCAAACACCUAUCUCAUUUUAUAAUUAAUAGGUUUUCGAUAUCAUUAAAAAAAAAAAAAAAUAUUAA